Linum tenue is the source of this 261-nucleotide messenger RNA. The record is from the annotation of a GenBank genome assembly. Lineage: Eukaryota; Viridiplantae; Streptophyta; Magnoliopsida; Malpighiales; Linaceae.
UCACAUCAACAGAUCCCAACCUACGCGGUGGAGAUAUUGAACACCGGCGAUUGUAGCAUCUCCGACAUCCACGUCACCUACGGCUGGUUCUCAUCCGCCAAAUUGGUCGUGCCCAACAAGUUCCGACGCCUUGCCUACAACGACUGCCUCGUCAACGAUGGCCGGCCUCUCGCCGCCGGCCGGUUGGUCAGCUUUGACUACGCCAACACUUACUCUUACCCAAUGUCGGUCUCUUCCGUUUCUUGCUCUUGCUUGUUGUAG